UGUUGGUCGUGUGGGCUAGCCGCGGGGGGAGCGCGUUUGAGAAAGUGAGGCCCGGGGUGGGGCGGGGCAGCGUGAGUGCUUAAGGUGCUCCACAGCUGUUUUAUAUUUGUCGUGACUGUUGUAGAAGUGCUGAUGGCUUCUGCCAGACCCGGGACUGGGAGGUACCGAGAUAGAUCUUGUGGCCAACAUGUGACGAAUGUCGAUAUUGAUCCGAACGAGCCCGCUGUGGACGAGUUUGAUCCUUUUCAAGAUCAAAAUAACGUCGAGGAAGACCCCACGUAUGAACCUCCGCCAGAAAAGGAAUGGUACCACGGCCGGCUGGACCGGCAGGGCUCGGAGGAGCGACUGCGCGCGUUCGGCAAGUCGGGCGCCUACCUCAUCCGCGAGUCGGACCGCAAGCCCGGCUCGUACGUGCUCUCUUUCCUGGGCAGGACGGGCGUCAACCACUUCCGGAUCACGGCUGUGUACGGCGACUUCUACAUCGGCGGCCGCCAGUUCGCCUCGCUCUCGGACCUGAUCGGCUACUACACGCAGUACUCGGACCUGCUCAAGCGCGAGCGGCUGGAGCACCCGGUACCGCCGCCCGAGCCCGUCAACGAUAGGCGCAAGGCCGUCGCCGUGCUGCCCUACACCAAGAUGCCCGACACUGAGGAGCUGAGCUUUCAGAAGGGCGACAUAUUUUUCGUGCACAACGACUGCGGUGACGGCUGGCUGUGGGUGACGGCGCACCGGUCGGGCGAGCAGGGCCUCAUCUUCCAGGAGCUGACCGAGACGCUGGACGAGACAGUCGACCCCAACUCGGUCUACCCCUGGUUCCACGGCACUGUCUCCAAAAACGAGGCCGUCGACCUUCUAGUCAAAGCGGGGCCGGGCAGCUUCCUGGUCCGUCCCAGCGACAACUCGCCCGGCGACUACUCGCUCUUCUUCCACAUCAACAACCAGAUCCAGCGGUUCCGGAUAGAGAAGAGGGGCGUCCGGUACGUGAUGGGCGGCCGGACGUUCGAGUGUCUGGAGGCCGUCAUCAACCGGUACAAGGUGGAGCAGAUAGUGGAAGGACAUACACUCUCGCAGCCGGUCAAGAAGACGAGCACAGAGCUGGACGGCCCCGUCCAGUCCCGCGACGUCAAACACGCCGACGAGAUCUACGCCACGCUGCGCGAGUGCAGGGAGAUGCAGGGACUCAAGAAGAGCAAAGGUGUUAAGAUGCAGGGAUACCUGAGUAAGAAAAACGAGAAGAACAAGAAAUGGAAGACGAUGUACUUCGUAUUGCAAGUAGAGGGAACAGAUACACAUCUCCUUUUCUAUGAUAAUCCCAAGCGGAUGAAACCCAAAGGUCUGAUUGACCUGAGCUGUGCCUACGUGUACCCCGUGGACGACUCGUUCUUCGACCGGUCGUUCUGUUUUCAAAUAGUGGAGAAGGCGCUGCCGUGCCUGGCGACGGUCACCUACCUGUGCGCCGGCUGUGCCGACUCGAUACAGGACUGGGUGGCGGCGCUGAAGCCGCUGUGCGUGCCCCAGAACGCGCGGCUGCCCAAGGUGGCGAACCUGCGCGAGCUGCGCUGUCUGCAGCUCUCCGUGCUCGAGGCGUACCGGCUGCCCCUUAAGUUGGUGCCCAGUCCAUUUUGCGUCAUCGCCGUCAAUCAGGUCAAGGUGGCGCGCACCAAGGUCAAGACCGGCCCCGACCCCGUCUGGGGCGAGGACUUCGUUCUGGACGACCUUCCGCCGGACGUGCUGACCUUCAGUGCCAUCAUCUACAAUAAGGGCAAGCGCUCCAAGGACAACGAGGUGGCCGAGGUCACCCUCGAGCUUAAAGACCUUGUCAGCGGGGAGGAGACGGAGAACUGGCACCAGCUGUCGGGCAUCACGCCGAUCGGUGAGUGGGGCUCGCUGCGACUGCGGCUGCGCUACACGCACGACUUGGCCAUGCCCUGCGAGGAGUACUCGUCGCUCAAGGAGCUGCUGCUCGACGACCAGCUGGAGGCGGUGCGCGCCCUGGCCGGUCUCCGACACGGCGACCGGGUGCCGCUGGCCGCCGCCCUGCUCAAGGUGUUCAGGUACGAGAAGAAGGAGGCCGAGCUGCUGCAGACGCUGAACGACCUGGAGAUCGAGACGGAGGAGGAUAAGUCGACGCUGUUUCGUGGCGCCUCGCUCACCACCGCCCUACUCGACCUCUACAUGAAGUCGGUCUGCACCGGCUUCCUGCACGUCGCCGUCUCCGACAUGAUCAAUCGCAUCGUCGAGUCCAAGCAGUCGUGCGAGCUGAACCCGUCCAAGAUGGGCCACCAGGAGGACGCCUGCAGCAAUGCCGAGUACCUGCUGGAGGUGCUGGAUAGGAUCACCGAUUCCAUAUUCCUGUCGGCAGAGGACUGUCCCCGGACGCUGCGCUAUAUCUGCGGCUGCCUGCAGCGGAGCGUGGCCGCCAAGUGGCCGAACGAGAAGCACGUGCGCACGCGCGUCGUCUCGGGCUUCGUGUUCCUGCGGUUGAUCUGCCCUGCCAUCCUCAACCCGCGCCAGUUCGGUCUGCUCACCGAGCCGCCUCCGUUGCAGGGCGCCCGCUCGCUGGUCAUGGUGGCCAAGUGCCUGCAGAACCUGGCUAACCUGGUGGAGUUCGGCGGCAAGGAGCCUUACAUGGAGGUGGUCAACCCGUUCAUCAUCAAGAACCGCGAGCGGAUGGUGAUCUUCCUCGACCACCUGUCGAACGUGCAGGUGCGGCCCGAGUCGGAGGACCUGCCGCUGAAGGGCGACCCGGCGCGAGAGCUGGGCACCAUCCACCAGACCUGCUCGCUCCACAUCAAACACAUCCAGGACCAGUGCAAAGUGCAGCCGAACCUGCGCAAGCUGGUGACGGUGACGCAGAUCCUGGACAAGCACAAGAAGACGUACCAGGAGAUGAUCCGGCAGGCGGCCAGCAGCGCGACCGGCUCCAGCCUGCGCGCGGCGCCCGCGCCAUCCACGCCGCUCGUGUGACCGCCGCCAGGCCGCUGCCGCCGCCGCCGCGCAGAUAUUACCGGGAAGCCCCUCCCGCCCAUUGGCUGUUUUCUACUGGCGCGCGCGAGCUCUUGUUUGCUGUGCCAAAUGCGUUCGAUGCCGGCUGUCCGCGCCCUGUGGGGUAGAAGCUUCCUCCGCUUUCGUUUGCUUUUCGCCGCUCGUUUUCGGGUCGAUGUGCGUGGUCGCGGGAGACUGGAGGUCUCCGGUGCUGCCCGUUUUCUUUCAUGCUUGCUCGGCUUGUUUUGGCGAUGCGGUCGGCUUCAGUGGCGUGGACGGACCGGGGCCGCCCCGGUCCGGCGACACGGCCGCCCACCGCCGCUCGCUGUCUCGUGAUAGGCGGGGUCCUCUGUCGACGUUGUCGCCGCGGCGAGCCUGCUCAGACCCUUGACUGGCUACUCUUCAUGAGUGCGCGUGGGGCAAUUGCGCAUGCGUGUGAGGAGUUGGGACGUCGUACGAGAAAGUCAUACCAUCAAUGUAUCCAUUUGUGUUCAUUGUUUUUGUAGUACUUUACGAACGAAUAUAAUCCAGAUAUCGUCGUCACCUAUUACCCAAUAUCGAUAUCACAUUGCUGUAUUCGUGGUGUAAUCAAAACGGCUUUGAGUGCCACGCAUCACCCGUGGCCAGUGUAUCAUGCCAUGCAAGGCUGCGAGCGAUCGCACCCCGGCCUGCCCGUGCCCGGACACUUGGCCUAUUUGUACCCAGACACCAGGCACACGUGUCCACAAGUGUAAUAAAGCAGUCGGUACGCGCAUGGCGUUCGCGCG
This is a messenger RNA of Pollicipes pollicipes, 3752 nucleotides long. RefSeq names its product RAS p21 protein activator vap (gene vap). The transcript is spliced from 18 exons. The record is from RefSeq and is a predicted model, not a curated record. Bases 133 to 2967 code for a protein of 944 amino acids. Gene Ontology annotation, molecular function: protein binding. Gene Ontology annotation, biological process: regulation of GTPase activity. Lineage: Eukaryota; Metazoa; Arthropoda; Thecostraca; Pollicipedomorpha; Pollicipedidae.